Molecule: messenger RNA, 1533 nt
Organism: Drosophila elegans
Lineage: Eukaryota; Metazoa; Arthropoda; Insecta; Diptera; Drosophilidae
Source: RefSeq, a predicted model, not a curated record
GUUUCGUGUAACGGAGGUGGCGCGAGGCAACUAAAAAGUAUAAAUAAAAAUCAAAGUUGUUGGUUGUGAACCCAUAAGUUAUUGCCAUGGCCAAUCUGGACGGAACUUUUGACUGGGACGCCAUCAACGUUGGCGACUACAAGUUGGAUCACUCGCAAAACUUUUUCGCAGAGUCCAAGAACAACAAGGAGAACAACAAUGUCAAUGCCCCCCGUCAGUCCAUCUGCCCCACUCCGCAGAAGAUCGGUCGGGAGGCCCUAGAGCACAAAGUGGAACUUAAAUCGAAGCCCCAGGAACCAAAACCAAAGAUUCCAUCAGAUCAGUGCUUCAGCAAUGUCCCCCAUCUGGUUGACAUCUGCCCAACUCCGGAAAAGGUCGAUCGGGAGCAAGACGAUGGUAUCAAGGUGAACGUGAAACUCAAGCAGAAGACCGUAGAAGAGCCCAUAGUGAAAACUGAAGGGGUGCCCAUAGUCGAAACUAAAACUGUGCCCUUAGUGAAGACUGAAUCGGAGCCCCAGGAGCCAAACCCAAGCACAAAGAUCCCAGCAGAUCCCGGCCAAAAGGAGCAGAGCGACAUCAAACAGAUCAUUCCCCUCGGCUGGGACGAGGACAAGGCCCAUAAAAGAGUCGGCUCCGGUGUCAAUGUGCGCUUGGAAUGGACACCCAUGCGCCAACGCGACGACGAAACCGCCGGAGCAGGAGCAGGCACCACUUCCACCCCCAAGGCCUACAAGUACAAGGACGUGUACGAGAGCAAGCGUCAGCAGGCGCUGCGCAGACGCUCCGAAGAGGAGAGCAAGGCCCGCCAGUUCCACAGCCGACCUAUGCCCAACUUCAAGGCGAUUCACAAGCGCAUCGACGACAUGGUGGUCACCCACUCGAUCACAGUGCCCACGACGCCCGAGACGAUCAAACAUUGGCAGGCCACCGUGGAGCGUCGCCGCCGGGCCCAGGACCAGGAAACGGAGCGAUCGCAUCCGGUUGGCGUCACCCGCUCGAAGCCCUUACACUUGCGCAGCGAGCAGCGCCUGCGCGACUGGCAGGAAUUCGACGCUGCCGUGCAGGUCAACCUGGAUCACCAGAAGAAUCAGCAAGAUGAACAACGGAAGCGGGAGGAAAGUAAGGAGAUACGCAAGAUGAACUUAUUCAAGGCGCGUCCAAAUCCCUUUAAAAAGUGCUCGAUCGAACCAGUCGACUGCUACUUUUGAUCACUUGUCCAAAUUUAAAAAGGUGUAAAGUCGCUGCUACACAUAUACAUAUACAAAAACAUAAACAUGUUAAAACCGAUACAUAGUUUUACCAGAUUAACACAAUUUUUGUCUCUAACAUUACUUUUACGCGUAUAUGUUCGUUUACACACCUUUUGUUUCCCAUUUUUUUAGGCGAUGUGAAACCACUAAAAUCAUAAGUUUGGCGAGAGGAAUUAACUAUAUGGAUAUGUAUACAAUAUGAGCAAUUUCUAAUUGCGAUCAUUAACUGUUUUCUAUUUGUACAAAGCCGAAAAAAAACAAUAAAUUAAUACUGUAAAUUGAA